UUAAAUUGUGCCACGUGUACACUGUGUACACGUGGACAUUCCAACCUGGCACUUAACAGCCAAAAAUGGAUGGAAAAGGCUAAUUACUAACGGACUAGUGGUUUAUGUAGUUUUACCACCAAAAUUUUAGAUUAGGGAAUUAGUUGGAAAAACCUAUCCACUUUAAGAGGUUUUGCCGCAAAUAACCCUUCUUUUAAUACAUUAGCUUGGUUGUUUUUUUUAGUUCGGUUUUUAUUUUAUUUGAAGCUAUCUUGGCCACGUGUAAUACAGUUAGUGCUUGCGGGUUUUAACACACUCUCUCUCCUCUCCUAAAGGCAGUGGAGGCGUGAGAGGUGAGCUGAGUUCCACACGAGAGAAAUGCCAAUAUCUGAAUCAAUUCUUUCAUCGUCAACACGGCUUACCGCCAUUCCUUCUCUAUCUCUUGCAACUUCACAGACACAAAAAUCGUUUAUGGAAGUGCAGGUUGGGAAUAAGUGCAGACAUUUGAGAGUGAAGUGUAAUUAUGGAAGUUUGGGUGGAGGAACAGGGGCAAGUUUUAUGGGGUCUAAGGAAAAUGUGAAAGUUGUAAGCAAUUGGGUAAAGGGUGGUGACAUUGACAAUGCUUCAGUGGAGUUGGAUGUUCCAUUUCCUCAAGACUACUCUGAGCUUCUCCAACAAGCCAAAAAAGCAACUGCAUUGGCUUUGAAAGACAACAGACAAUUGAUGGAGAUUGAAUUCCCAACUGCCGGGCUUGAAUCUGUACCAGGGGAUGGUGAAGGUGGAAUAGAGAUGACGGAGAGUAUGGUGUUAAUUCGUGACUUCUGUGAUCGUUUUGUUGAUACAGUGAAAGCUGUGCGAACUAGAAUAUUUUUUCCUGAGGCCAAUGAAGUAACUUUUGCAAGAAAUUCAGUCUUUGGAGGAGCCUCCUUCAAAUUGGAUUAUUUGACAAAACCAUCAUUUUUUGAAGAUUUUGGUUUUGUUGAAAAAGUAAAAAUGAAGGACCGUGUGAAGCCAGAAGAUGAACUAUUCCUUGUCGCUUAUCCAUAUUUUAAUGUCAACGAAAUGCUCGUUGUUGAAGAGCUUUACAUAGAAGCUGUCAAGAACACCAACCGAAAAUUGAUUAUAUUUAACGGAGAACUUGACCGCAUAAGAUCUGGCUAUUAUCCACCAUUUUUCUAUCCGAAACUGGCUGCACUUUCAAAGACCCUGUUUCCACUGAUGGAGACUGUAUAUUAUAUCCACAACUUUAAGGGAUCCAAAGGGGGAACCCUUUUCAGGAGCUAUCCCGGUCCUUGGAAAGUCCUUCGAAGAGUAGGGAACAAAUACAUUUGCAUUCAUCAACAAGAAACUAUGCCUUCACUGAAGGAAGUUGCUUUGGAUAUUCUUCCAUCAGCUUGAUAUAAUCUAACUCAUUUGGGUUUUGUACAGAGAAGAAACUUCAAUGAACUAUGUAUGUACAUGUGCUGGUUUCAGAUUAAUUGUAGAUAGUUUUAUCUGAACAGACUGAAACUUUAAUUUAUUUUUUCAGUCUGUUACAUAAGCAUUGACGCGCUCUGCAGCAUAAUAUACCAAAACAUAUAACUUCAGAGUGAUUUAUUGGAUAAUUUAUAGGGAUUUGAAUUGUAAUCUUUAGUUUUUUAUUUCCUGUUUA
Messenger RNA from Cannabis sativa, 1630 nucleotides. Its product is annotated as protein LPA3. Lineage: Eukaryota; Viridiplantae; Streptophyta; Magnoliopsida; Rosales; Cannabaceae. The record is from RefSeq and is a predicted model, not a curated record. The transcript is spliced from 10 exons. Bases 358 to 1377 code for a protein of 339 amino acids.